UGGGUUGAGCUACGAAACGGUUAACGUCGUGAAACCUACGUCAGUUGCUUUCGCGUUUAUAGUGUGGAUGCUUUGCGACAAAAAAAAAACUGUGAAAUAAACUUUUAACUAAAGCAUCCUGUACGUCGUAUGAUUGGUUGCGUAGUUGACAAAUGUGAUUGGUCUUUCUAUGAUAUAUAGAAGAUACUCAGUGUAUCGAAUACAUCAAGGAGCAACUAAAUAUAGAGUGGUCACCGGCUUUCGUGGAAUGUUUGAAUACCUUAGUGUUUUAUGUUGUCGAGGUCUUUGUGAGAACAGGUGUUUUUAGGUUUUCGCCGUCUACGCUUUUGGGAUGAGAUUUGACCUGUUUCGAAAGAGAUAUGCUGCGUAAGGUGAUAAAUGCCUGGAGGCAGAAGGUGAUAAAUGCCUGGAGGCAGAAGAAAGUGUGUUGUUCGGCAGAAUAGUUAAAAAAGGGGAAGUGUGGAGAAAGCACAGUGAACUGUGUGAAUGAUGCUAACAAGAAGAGAAUGGUCACAAGAUUCAUCUGGCAUGUGAGGAAUCUACUAGGUGUGUCACCGAGGAAUAAAUAGUUCGUUUGGUGUAAAGUGUGCAUAUGUUUAGUGAAUACUACAAUUAUCUUCAUUUACCAAAAAGAUUUGUUAUUCGGUAAACGAAAUAAAGAGUCUUAUGUAGCGUAUGUACAACGCAGUACGAUUGUCAUUAAAACAUAUAUGUAUGAUUUAAGUGCCAAUAAAGAAUAUCCGGAUUAAGUUGGAAGUGUAUAAGAAGAAUUUAAUAAAAUGUUUUUGAUGUUCUGGUAGUUAGAUACAAAGAAAAAAAUCAUACUGAGAAUUUCUAUGUGCAUUUGCCGGGUUACAGGCAGAAUCGGAGAGCAGAUUACGAAGAAAUCGUACAUGUGAUGUGAAAAAACGUAACAUACUACGAAAUCCAGUAUGCAGAUGAUUAAUAUUGCAGUCAACUUUAAAUGGUGAAAUUCUCUGUGUUCACUGUUGUUGUGCUCAGCUAAUGUUUGGUGAUUAAAACCUGAAGUACUUUCAAAUGGUUUUGUACUUUUUUUCAACGGAAUAUCAACCAUAUAAAGUUCAGAUCAGAACAUUAAUUUGGCGGCUACUCUGCGAAACAUAUUUAACUCAAAAACAUCACUACACGGAUCCAGCAUAGUAUCGACAUAUCGUUUGACAAUAAUUUAUAUGUGAACGUUAAUGAUUGAAUACUGCCUUAUUAUACUCAUUGAGGAUCAGCUUUAUCCUGGAAUAACUUUGUUCUACAGUGUCAGAAGGUAUGACUCUAAGUGGAGUAAUCCAGAUGUUUGUUGAUUGCACUUACCGAAAAUUGAAAGAAAUUGAAUAUAGAGUGCGGCUAUAUAAUCGUCUUUUUAAGGCGAUGUUGUGAAUUAUGUGUUCGUGAUAAGUUGCAUGCACAUAAAUCCUAAUAAAGACUCCAAAACAUUACUUGUGCCGGUUGUGUGAUGGAUUGCAGACGCUUUUGAUUUAAUGUUCACAUGGAGCUAUCAAAAGUACAAUUGAUUUGGAAGGGAAUCAAUUAUUUAUUAUGACAACCUACAAUUAAAUGGCCGCUUCCAUACUCACUGGGACCCUACAUAAAUGAUGUUAGAUUCAGUGCGCUGCCAGACUUGUCGGCUAUGACUGGUCUUCGUGGGACAAACUAGGCACCCGUCAUUCACCACAAUCAGAAACCAGAACAAACGACGUGACAGCGAAAAGAAAAACAACACCAUCAUGACCAAAGAAGAAUUAGCACUUUUAGUCGCAGCUCAAACCUCCACAAGCCCCCCUGCCACGACAUGUUGCGCUUCAAAUCCAUUAGACCAUAAAAGGACCAGCCCAGAUCUAGAAAAGCGACCCGAGCAUCACACUGUUCGACGGCGGUCUAGAAGAGCAUCUCCGAAGGUGGCCACGGACGUGAUGAACCGGACACGGACCCGCGACUGGCGAUGGACCUCAACGUUGAUGACGACGAUGGUGGGGAGCAAUCUUCUGCUGCCGCGGUUGCUACUGCUCGCCGUCAUGUUGAUGGUGACCCACAAAGUACACGCGGUGGAAGGCAAAUUGCAGCUGUGUGAAGUGGAAACCGGACAGACGAAUAUAAUCCUAGAUAUAGAAGAGAGUCGAGGCAAUGUUACUAGUCAGCCAACAACGCCCCCCGAGUUGCCCAUAUACGGUGAUCCAGAAAGCGAGAUCCAACUGGACCUCAAUUUUCCCAAAGGGAACCCAACGUUCACGUUGAAUGGCAAAUCACUACAGCUUAUCCAUCCGCUGGAUCGCGAUGAGGAGAAUCUGAGCCAUAUAGUCUUCCAGAUAAGCUGCACCAUCCGAUCAACGCGUAGAAGGCGCAAUAUUCCGAUUAUAGUGCGAGUGUCGGAUGUCAACGAUAAUCCACCGAUGUUUAUCAACACACCAUAUGAAACCGCAGUGCCCGAGUCCACGCCCGUUGGAACGACCAUCUUCAAGAAUGUACUCGCCCAGGACAAGGACGCUGGCGUCAACGGCCUAGUUGAGUACUUUGUGAUUGAAGGCUCGCAGCAGAACAUCUCGGAUAUCUCACCGAACACAUUGACAGCAGCUGACGGCUACGGAGUAUUUGCCAUCGCUUAUCCGCAUCAAGGACAGGUCACCGUGGUGAAAACACUGGAUUACGAGCGCAUUCAACGAUAUUACCUGACGAUAGUCGCCUCGGAUCGAGCACGCAAUGCUUCCGAACGGUUAUCGGCCACAACCACCUUGACCAUAGACGUUGCGGACUCGGACGACCAGGAUCCCUCUUUCAUUUACCGUGGAUGCGUAUUGUUGGAUGGUGCUUGUUUGAAUCCAGAAUAUACGGCCUCGGUUCCAGCUGGAACAUUGCAAGGCGUUUUGACCGUGGUUCCGGAGAGGAUACAGGCCGUCGAUUUGGACACCAUCAGUGCACCGAUCCGGUACUCGUUCCUCAGUGGAAUUCCCGGUAACUACGGUGAUUUUUUCGAAAUCGAUUCCCAAACUGGAGUGUUGAAACAAACCAAACUGGUAGAUUCAUCCGUAACGGCGAAAAAAUUUGACAUUAUAGUGAAGGCUGAAGAGGCAUCAGAAACAAAACGGUUUGCUACUGCAAAACUGACCAUUCACGUAAAACCAGUUGAUGCAUACCCUCCAGUAAUAAGUAUAACGUCUACCGAAGGUUAUGUCAAUGAAAAUUCACCCAUUGGAACAACAGUAACUGAUUCGAAAGGAGUCCCAAUCAAACUCUCUACGACUGAUGCAGAUUUAACAUCAGAAGACGAACGAGUCGAAUAUAUUUAUGAAGUUACAACUCCCUCAUUUAUAGUAUCUAAAAAUGGUAUCCUACAGGUUAACGAAGAGGGACUAGACAGGGAUCCUCCUAGCCAAGGAAAGUACAGAUUUCAGGUGGUGGCAAGAGAAACUAAUGGUAAUGCGGCUAGUGCACCAAUGAGCUUGACUGUCCAUCUAAAUGAUGUUAACGAUAAUGCUCCAAAGAUGACCAUGGUUCCUCCGGUAAGUCUUACUGCAGGCGAUGGCCGGCGGUUGGUAACUAAAGUAACUGCAACUGACAAUGAUAGUGGAGAAAACGCUGUUAUUACCUAUUCAAUCUUCCAUGUUUCAAACAAUGGAGGCAAUAAAUUUGCCAUAGAUCCCAAAAGUGGAGAGAUUGAGACAAGGGCAAGGUUAAAUGCCGGUGAACAGUAUAGUAUUACAGUUCAAGCAUCUGACAUUGGAGGUCUUUCAUCGCAAGCCAUUGUCGAAGUAUCUGUUACACCUGGCCCAAAUACGAAACCUCCGAGAUUCAUUAAACCCGUUUACGAUGUACAAGUCAGUGAAGGAGCUGAAAUCAAUUCAACCGUAAUAGUAGUCAAGGCUGAGGAUCCUGAGAAUGAUCCUGUGAAAUAUUUCGUCACCACUGGCAAUGACCUCAGGCAGUUUUCAAUUGGGAAGGAGAGUGGUGUUAUCAGCGUGAUUCGGAAACUCGAUAGAGAAGACUUGACCCGUUAUCAAUUAAUAAUAAGAGCUGAGGAUAGUGGCGGACUAGCUAGUAGUGCUACGGUGAACAUCAAAGUUACAGAUAUCAAUGACAAAAAUCCUGAGUUUGACGAAAAUGUUUUACCAUACAUUUUCACCGUAGAUGAGGGAAGAGAUAAUGCUCUAAUAGGAACGGUACAUGCUACAGAUGCUGACGAAGGAAUGAAUGCUGAGAUUACUUACACAAUUCCGUCGGAUAUCCCAUUUAAAAUAAACUCUCGAACAGGAGAAAUAAGAACGAAGUCACAGCUAGAUUACGAAAAACAGAAAGAGUACAAAUUCGUAGUUACUGCGCAAGAUGGUGCACCAGAACCAAGAUUGGGAACGGCCAGCGUGACUGUUAAGGUACGAGACAUACCUGACGAAGUUCCAAGAUUCAUGGAAUCUAUGCUUGAAGUAAAGAUUCCAGAAAAUGUGCCAGAUAUGGCAGUAACUACUGUAAGAGCAUUUGAUCCGGACACAAAACCCGAAAUUACCUACACAUUGAAAAGAGGACCAGGAGAUUUGUUCAAAAUCGAUGCCCGAACUGGAUUGAUAAAAACAAUUCGUGGAUUAGAUUACGAAAAGGACAAAAUUCACGAACUUAUAAUUGGAACUCUGGAAAACAACGGCACUAACCCUGGAGAUUACAUUAAAAUAAUGGUUGAAGUGGAAGACAGGAAUGAUAUACCCCCUGUAUUCGUAUCGAUCCCUGAGCCGAUUAAUAUAAAUGAUGAUCUUCCAAUUGGUUCAAUAGUUGGUUCUAUGCCUGCAGUGGAUGGUGAUGGAUCAUCACCCGGAAAUGUGGUUAGAUAUGAGAUGGUUGGUCGAGGAAAAGCGUUGAAAUACUUCCAAGUAGAUGCAGAUUCGGGAAUAGUUCGUAUACGAGAUGAGCUGAACAAGGAAGAUGAUACAGAAUACUUAGUUGAUGUACGAGCAUACGACAUGGGAGAACCACAACUUAGCUCAGUUUCUACUUUGCCAAUCUAUGUAAGCCAUAUUCCAGCAAAUCCUAAUGAUUCUGCGGAGUCAAGAGUUGAUGCCGGAGGAUUAAUCAAGCUUGAAGUGCAAGGUCUUGCUUUCAGCGAUGAUAGCUAUACCACAAGUGUACCAGAAUCUACAGGAAUCAAUGCCACUAUUAAACUAAUUCAAAUAAUCAACUCGAAGAAAGCCACCAAACACAAUGGAGGCUUCAGAUGUGAAAUAAUCAAAGGAAAUGAUUUCAAUAUAUUCCGCAUCAACAUUGAAGAUCAUGCUUGCGCACUAGUUUUAAAUGGGCCAUUGGACUAUGAGAAGACAAGUAGUCAUAACCUAGAAGUUCGACUUGUAUCGAAUAAAUAUUUUGUGAACCAGCAUAAGAAUUUUGCACAAGUUAAAGUCAUUGUUCAAGAUGAUAACGACAAUAUCCCUAUGUUUCAAUUUCCGACAAGCUAUCAUCAAGACGUACGGAAUGAUACAUAUUAUGCUGUGAUAAGUCCUGAAGCUGAUAUGGACACGCAUCUGAUAACAGUAAAAGCAUUUGAUAAAGAUGCUGGUGUUUUUGGUCAAAUUAAAUAUCAUAUUUAUGAUGAAAAAGUCAACGAAAUACCAAACGAUGACUCGCCAAGUUCAUUCUUCAUCAUCGGUGAGGACAAUGGAAUGUUGAAGACGCAAAAAAGUUUACAAGGUGUUAAACAAACUCCAUUAACGUUUAUCGUUGAGGCACGUGAUAACAACGGAGAUCCAUUAGCUGGCGUUGUGCACAAAGCUAAAGCCAGGGUUGUAGUUAACUUAAUCUCAGAUAUUAAUCGAAUGGCAUUGGUGUUUUCCGAUUCAACUCCCAAGGAUAUUAGACGUCAUGUACGAGCGUUGGAAGAACUGCUGCACGAAAAAUCUACAGGCCUUAUAACAGGAAUCGAACGGUUCAGUACAAGAAAGAUUUUGAACGAAAAUGGAACAAUUGAGGAGGUUAAUGGAGCUACAGAUGUUUGGUUCUACGCUGUUGAUCCGAAAUCGGAGCGAAUUUUGGCUCGCAAUUCUAGUUCUGUAAUGAAAACAAUUUUAGCACCAACAAUUUUGUCGCAAAUCAACUUUGAAGCAUCGAGCAUUGCAAGAGCCACUGCUCAAGGCAUUUUUGGUCCAGUUGAACCGAAACAGCAAAUCCAGAAGGUUAAGGCAGCAGUUGCAGUGAAUGACGAUGUUUUUCCAUAUGCGUUGAUUGCAGUUGCAGUUGUGAUACUCAUUCUAGGAUCAAUUGGAAUCGUUUACAUUUGUAUUUCGUGGUCAAAAUAUAAGAAUUUCAAGCAACGUAUGCGCCAAUAUAAUGCUCCACCUAGUCCUGUUCGCUAUGACCCCGUUAUUAUAAACUCCCAAGCCCCGGCAGCCGAAAAUCAAACAUCCCUCAAAGAAUAUGAAACUCAAGUUCUUGCUAUGGCCGUUCCUGUAGACGAAGGCGACGACCUUCAGCUAGACUUUAGCGCCAAGAAUCACGCCUUCAGUUUGGAUAAUGUUAGCUACAUUACACACAAAGAAAAUGGUCAACACAGUCCUACGAACUCCGACGCGACAACCGCUGUUGUGGGUACAUUACAACGGAACAACAACAACAAUACCAAAAAUAAUAAUAACCUGAAUAUAAAUAAUCGGCAAAACACUCUCAAUCGAAACCUUGAGAUGAAUCGUAACAACUACCUAAAUCCGUUAGGUUCGGUAAGCAAUGGAAGUGUACCGGGUACGUUGACCUUAGGGCGGAUAAAAUCCGAGAGAAACAAUUACAUCAACGGGUACGGGGACACACUGAACCGUAAUAAUCUGUCAAUGGCCCAAAACAAUACUUUCAAUACGUUGGGUCGAACCCACCGGAACAAUAACAAUAGUAAUAACAUCAGUAAAGCCAAUCAUCACCACCACAUGCAUCACAAUGGUACUGUAAACGGGACGGAGAUUGUGACUAACACGCUGGGAAGAAACAAUCGCUACAACGAUGUGCCAAUCAGCAAUCCACUCUUCCAUAUCCGCCAAAAUGGAGAUCUUCAGUCUCAGCCACAGCUCAACCAUACCAGUCCUUCAAACGAAAAUGUUACAUUCGGAAAGCGAGACUACAAUCAACUGUCGUUCUCUUACCUCAACGACCUGGAUCGAUCGGAUGCCGAAACCACCACUGAACUGUAAAAUCUCACUUUUUGCAAAUUGAUAUCGUGUAAUCAUGCGUCACGUAAAAGAUGCAUAAAAAAUAGUUCAAAUGUGUCGAAAGCCAUUAAACCGGAGAAAUUAGUGAGGAUAUGAACUGCCUUUUAGUUAGUAGUGUACAGUUAAAUUCAAUUGUUUUAUAUUGUAACGUUGUUAAGUAGUAAGAUUUUUCAACUGGAUAGCAUAUAUCUUUCUGUUUCCAUUUUCUUAACUUUAUUUAAAUACAUACGAGGCAUUUUCUUUACAAUUAUCAAUUUAUAAUCAUCAACCUUUACGACGAACUCUUAACGUUUCAUGACCACACUAUCCAGUCGUAAUCCGGCGAAGGCGCCAUUGACAUUUUCAGUGCAUUCAUGGUUGUCAAUCAUUGUUUGAGCAAACUAGGAUGAAAUCGGAUAACUUAAUGCAAUAAGGAUACCACAGAUUGAUUAGAUCUUAAAAUAUAAGCCAAAAUGCGCUAAAAUUGUGAAUGACACUUACACCACUCUAUCACAUUAUUGCUGUAUCAUACUCUUCUGAAAUGUGCCGAAGAUAUUCUUGUUAAUGUGUACUAUACUCCUAACGAACAAAACACAAAAGUCUGUUUAAGCAUAAAGUUGGAGUUUUCACCUAUAAAGUAAUAUUAUAUUCAACUAUCAAUGUCGGUACAUUUCGCCCAUAUGUACAUAUUGAGUCAUACGAGUAACUAAUAAGUUUAGCAACGCAAAUAUAUUUUUAUCUAAGCUUGUAUAGGAAUGGGAAAUCAUUGAAACUGUCUCUAGUAUAUUCAGAGACUGAAUUUUCCACGAACUGAAAACGUUUUAUUAGACCAAUUAUAAAGUUAUUGAAUUUUACCGGAGGUUAGUAUGCUAUUUUGAAAUGAGCGAGUGAUAAUUAAUUUACAAUGAGAAAAAUAUGUCUGUGGAAAAAUACUUCGGGAAAACUGUUUUACUCAUUUCGUAUAAACAUAGCAAAAACUUUCUUAAAACAGGACGAAAAUAAAUGAAGACAUAUGCAAAAAU
Aedes aegypti (yellow fever mosquito) is the source of this 8179-nucleotide messenger RNA. It is a transcript of the gene Cad99C, whose product is annotated as cadherin-99C. Gene Ontology annotation, molecular function: calcium ion binding; cadherin binding. Lineage: Eukaryota; Metazoa; Arthropoda; Insecta; Diptera; Culicidae. Gene Ontology annotation, cellular component: catenin complex; plasma membrane. The record is from RefSeq and is a predicted model, not a curated record. The coding region runs from base 1740 to 7160 and encodes 1806 amino acids. The transcript is spliced from 14 exons. Gene Ontology annotation, biological process: homophilic cell-cell adhesion.